AUGUUCUACAGCGACGUCAUCCUCGCCAAGCGCGGGCCACUGGCACGAGUAUGGCUCGCUGCACACUGGGAGCGCAAGCUCAGUAAAACUCAGUUCCUCCAAACCAGUAUCGAAAAGAGUGUCAGCGCGAUCAUGGGCCAAGAAGUGGUGCCAAUGGCUCUUCGUCUCUCUGGUCAGCUCUUGCUCGGUGUCGUCCGCAUUUAUUCGCGUAAAGCCAAGUAUCUGCUCGAGGACUGCAACGAAGCGCUGCUUAAAAUCAAGAUGGCCUUCCGUUCGGGCGCUGUCGACAUGACCAGCGACCAGCUCAACAUUUCAAGAAACGCUAUCACGCUCCCUGACAUCCGCACCGACCUCGACAUCCUACUUCCAGACCAAGCCAUGAACGAUUACGACAUCGACUUUGAAAAGCUUGCAGCCAAGAAGGCCAAGAAGCUCGCCGACAACCCCACCGCUUACACUGCCCGCGCCGCCGACAUCACUCUUCCCACCGUCGACUACAGUGCCUUUGACGAUGCUUUUGACGUAUCUUCUGGCAUCGAUGGUAUCGCGUCACAGGACUUUGAUCCCGAUGGUGGCUUGGAUUUGGGUCUUGAAGAUGACUUUCCGGAGGUCGAGGGUCGCAGGAACGAAGCUGGGCAGCUUGUCGACGAGAAUGGCGAUCCGCUCCCCGAGGACGACUCGCUCAGCAUCGGUGUAGGUCGUGAUGCUCCAAGCGAGGCGGGACGCCAAUCGGUAGCAUCGAUGCUCAACCUCGGCAUGGACAACGACAUGACUCUUGGAUCGGCACGCGGCUCGCAGGCACCCAGUAUCGGCUUGCCCGACUUUGACCUCGGUGGAGACGGACUAGAUCUCGGACUUGACAAUGACGCACUCGACCUUGGACUCGACGCACCCAUGGACCUCGAUCGACAAGUGACGCCUCCUCCCGGCGACAACAGCAUGGCGCUUGCAAUGGCCGACAUGACACCCACAACAGCAGCGCGAAUUCGCGACGCCGCUCAGCAGCGUCAGCAGGAAGAGGCUGCGACUCGACAGGCGAAGGCCCGCAAGCAGAUCGUUGACGCGCUCACCGAACUUCCCGACACCCAGCUCGGCGGUCUCAGUCAAGGCCUCAGCCAAGCUUCUGUUGGCCAGGCUGUCAAUCUUGCCGACAUUUUGACCGAGGAGCGCUACUUGCCGCGAUCGCGCGCUUAUCUCCGCCUGCUCACCAUCCGCGAGGACCCCUUCUCGCACUUUAUGCCCUUCGCCGACCCAUCCAACAAGGACAAGAGCUCGCAGUUCAUCGGACCCACUGGCCUUGCGUCGGAGCUCAGCGAGCUGUUCACAUUUGAUCUGGGUGCGAUGCGACGACGACGCGCUGCUGCGUUGGCCGAAGACGAUGGUCCGAACAAGCGUGCUCGACUUGGCGCAGAUUUUGACGACGAGAUGGGUGUGGCUCGCCGUGCACAGGACCAACAGGAUUCGGCCGUGUUCGGAGACAUGGAUGUCGACCAAUCUGGUUUCGAUUUCAGCAUGGGAGGCGAUGCUGCACUCGACGGUCUACCUGCCGAGGGUCUUGAACUCGGAGACGACGGUCUGCGUCGAUCUUCGCGCAAGUCGCGUGCCGAGCUGGAAGCCGAAGCCGAGGGCGAUGUGACGGGUCGAUUGCCCGCGUUGUCGCGUAUGUCUACGCCUGAAGCCGACGAUGGCGGCCUCGACUCUCUCGCGGUGAGCUCCACCAAUCCUCUGGGCGUCUUCGACGUGCGACCCGCUGACGAGUCGGCGGCAGCAGGUGAGCAAGCAGCCGCAGCGUCGCAGCUGCGUGCAUCCGAGGACGCAGAAGCUUCGACCAAGGGGUGGGCCAAGAGUACCGUUCGCGCUUUGCGUGUUGUUCGAUCGCAACUCUCUGCCGAACCUGCGAUCGCCAGCGCGGGUGACCAAGACAACACGCAAACGCAGUCUCUGAACAGAUUUGUCGAAGUAGAUGAUGAGACGGAUGAGAAGAAGCUCUCGUUUGCUAAAAUAUCGACCAACGCUUCACGUCGUGCAGCAGCAGGCUUCUUCUUCGAGAUGCUCGUCUUGGGUACCAAGGACUGCAUCAAGCUGCAACAGGAUGAAGCGUAUGGUGAUAUCAAGGUCAGCGCUAAGGACAAGCUUUGGAACGCUUCGGCGCCAGCUACGCAACCAGCGCCAUCGGCGCCGACCGUCGCUUGA
Molecule: messenger RNA, 2193 nt
Organism: Mycosarcoma maydis (corn smut)
Lineage: Eukaryota; Fungi; Basidiomycota; Ustilaginomycetes; Ustilaginales
Product: kleisin alpha
Exons: 1
Coding region: 1-2193 (730 amino acids)
Biological process (GO): mitotic sister chromatid cohesion; synaptonemal complex assembly; replication-born double-strand break repair via sister chromatid exchange
Cellular component (GO): cohesin complex; synaptonemal complex
Molecular function (GO): chromatin binding; protein binding
Source: RefSeq, a predicted model, not a curated record